AUGCUCAUCCCUUUCAUCGCAUCCUCCACGUUCUCUACCGUGACCCGCUUCGCUCGCCCGCUCUGUUUUCCCCGCGCCGCUCCUGUUCCUGCAGGUGUUAUGAUUGUCGUCAUGUUAGAGUAUAUCCUCACCAUCCUCGACCUCGCUCUCAUCGGCAGCGCUAUCUGGAGCUGGCUUCCCGGGAACGUCACUGGAAAUAGCGUCUUGAUCACUGGGGCACUUGUUUUCAAGAUACUCGUGACAGUGCUGUGCGCUGAAGAGUCUUACCGUGAAGCUUUCGUCUCUGGGAUAGUCAAGUGUGCCUAUGCUGUUGUCGAACGCAUGCGUCGCUUUUUCUGUUAUCUCUGGCGAGGUGCUGUGAAGUCAAUUGGAGCUGGGCGAGAUUUCGUGGUCCGGUCCAUAACGGCUCUUCUGUACAAUGAUCGCGGACGCAUGACCAGGGCUUUGGAUGAGGGUCGCGCCGUGGAGUCUGGUAUGGACGAGCCUCCUUCCGACCUUCCUUCAGCCAGUGUCUCCGGGCCCCUCUUGACGACGACGGCAAGCCAAGACAACUUGGUCACUGCGGCCCGUAUGGCUUGGGCUAUCUCAUCGGCGUACGAGCACACGCAUCGCGGGUCUGCAAGCAGCGUUUCGAGAAGAACCACACGAACCUCUUCAUCGCCCCCUGUAGCAUCAUCUAUGUCCGACUCUCGUACAGGUCAAGAACCGGCAGUGCUCCCCUCUCGCCGGCAGCUUGUCGACUUCCUCGCUCUGACAGCCAUCCUGUCUCAAGCUUCAAGAGAAAGAGCGAACGAUACAACCAUAGCCUCAGUCGACACCGCUCCGCAGCCGACUUCCUCUAGUACACCGCAGCCUUCAUACGGCACACUUCAGUCAUCCCCCUCAGGUACACCUCAGCCCCCGUCGCAGCAAGAUUCCCUGAAGACCCCGAUUGAAGACCCCAUCCCGAUCUCCGGCCACGACGACACAGGUCACCGCUCCUCGGACGAGGCAACCACUGUGGCGGUACCCCCGAGGGAGCGACGCUCGACCGUCAUCGAACUACACAACUCCUUCGCUCGAGAGGACCAUCAAGCGUUCCGUCAGCGCGCAUAUACGGUCGCAAUCCAGCUUGACGCAGCCCAGGCAGCCCUUCAUGAGCUUCAACGUGAGCGUCGCGAGCUCAUAGUUGCCCUCGCCUCUGUUGCCCCAGCAUUUCGCGUGCCCAGGAAGCGGACUGUCAAGAUCGAGGCCGUUCCCCCUCCAGCCCCUCCUCUCGUUCCCGCCCCGUUCUCGCUCCCACCCCCGCUUCAGCACCCGUCUCGGUCUCGACGCCGACGCCGACCUUGCUACCGACCUCUUACAGCUCUCGUUCAAAUACUCUGGAAAUCUCUGUGGCUCCGAUGGCAACUCUACCUCUGGUUCCGAGCAACGUCGUUCUGGUGCCGACACCUCCCGCCCAUCCUGAAGAGACAGCUCCUGCACGACCCCACCGCGAUCUGGCGGAGAAGACUGGGGAGCUCGCGUCUGUCCCGCUGGCUCAGGCUGUAUCUGCUGGCAUUCCGUUCCCGUGUCUUCCCUCUGUACAUCAUCAAAACGAACGCGAUAUUGCCUCCAGAUCGGUCGAUCUCUCGGCAGCGUCUCGGCAGGCUGGAGAAGAGCCCGGUAAAGGAAAAUGAGAAGGCCAACGAGGAUUUCAGGGAUCAGAAGAGGGUCUCCCUCCCUGCGAACUUUCCCGUUCUCAAGAUGACGGCGGUCCCGACGCCUGCGCCAGCGAGCAUUACGAAGAUCGCGAACUCCGAAGGUCCGAGAGCACCUGUCAUCCCUCCCGUGCGCUCCAACACUCUGCCACUUCUUCCGGCGACAUCUAUGACCCCGGAAGAGUCUAUGGCGCCCCGAAAGACGCUGCUCGGUAAAUUCGUGUCGAAGCUCACGUCAAAAGAGUCUGGUGCCUCGACUAGCGUCCCGCCCCAGCCUGCCCCUGCUUCUGCGAGCAAGAGAAUUCGGCUCCGCCUCUUGUUCAAGUACAUCCGCGCAUCCUGUCUCGGUCCCAGCCUCAGCCUCAGCCUCAGCCUCAGCCUCAACCUCAGUCCCAAAUCCAACUAUCCGCACUGCCGCCUCAGCCGACACCGGUCCUCACUUCUGUGGCUCGAACUUUACCAACGCAAAAGCCUCCCCUUGCAUCUGUGUCAGCAGGCCCCUUGGCAGCUCUCCCCAAUCGAGUUCGCGCACAAGCAUCGCAAAACGUUCCUUUACUCGCGCACCAACUCACUCGAAGCGUCACACUUCCCUCGAAGCUGGAGCCUUCAGCAAACGAGAAGGUUUCAAGGACUGGACAGCUUGGUCUUCCAGGGCACAGUCGCAGCGCGUCCUCUCAGGUUGCGUCGGCUGGCGCAGCUGCUGCUCAGCAAAACGUUCACAAUAGCGCAAAUCCGCUCAAGCCCGCCCCCAAAGCGUCUCCGCCGGCUCGCGACCAAGCUCUACCCCAACGCCCCACCAACUUCGCACGCCUCUAUAGCUGCACACACCAAGGCGACUAUAAGCGAAAGCCGAGUACAGCUUCAAACACAGGGAUCCAGCGCUCCCGCGCCUGUGGCUAUGGCUACUACUGCAGCUCCGGUACCGCGCCCUGCCCUACCCGCACCAGCCAAGGCGGUCCCUCAAGUCGUCGUCACUCGCAUCGACGGCCCUGGCGUCCCUGUACAAGCGGAGGCGACCCUUCGAAUGUCUCAGCUUGCGCCCAACGUCUCGUCAGUCCCCGUCAAGACCAACACGACUAUCGGCGACAACGCAAGCGCUACUAGUACUACCCCCGGGACGCAGCCGGCGGAAACCACGAUGUCAACUGGCGACACCCUUCGCCCCGCUCCUGCGGGUGCCCCCAACCAGGCCUCGGUCCCCCGCCCCACGGACGGUGCCCGCUGCUCCGGCUCCUGGCGCACCAGCCUGACGCACGUCGGUCCGCACGCGCAGGGCCGGCGGGGCGCCGUGGAAGUCCCCCCGGGGAACGGCAUAUACGCGUCGAUCUACGCGCCGCCCGGCGCCCGCGCGCGCCGACCGACGUCGAUGUUCGAGGUCGAGAGGGCGCCGACGUCGGAGGCAGAGACUUCGGGCGACUGGCGCGCGCGGCAGCUGACGGCGCACGCGACGGAACGGGAGAGACGGGUGAGCAUGCCGGAGCAGCCUGUCCGGGACGCCGCGGCAGCAGCAGCGGCGGACAUGAAGGUGUGGGCUGCGAUGCCCCGCAAGACGUCUGGGAGGGCGCACUUCGGCCCGGGGAGCGCGGAGGGGGGGAGGCAGAACUCGCCGUACUUCCAGGUCGGGAACGAGAGGGAGCGCGAGCGGACGCGCACGCUCAGUGGUCAGCGGAGCGGAGGGUCCUCUCAGCAGGGCCAUGGAGGCGGGCACGCAAGGACGAACACGCAGACGUCGGCGAAGUCGUUGGGUCCGGCGACGGGGUCGAGCGGGAACUGGAUGAGCAAGCUGCGGCGGGAGAGCGGGAUCUUCGCGAACGGAGGGUGGAACAUGAAGGCGCAGGCGCGCGAGCUGCAGCAGAAGUUCAAGGGAGACAAGCAGGCCGUCGGAGAAGGGUCCGCGACUGGGCCGGGCGGUCAAGAGAGUGGGGGAGGGUGUGCGGCGUAA
This is a messenger RNA of Epithele typhae, 3621 nucleotides long. RefSeq lists its product as uncharacterized. NCBI's taxonomy places the organism in Eukaryota, Fungi, Basidiomycota, Agaricomycetes, Polyporales, Epitheliaceae. Bases 1 to 3621 code for a protein of 1206 amino acids. The record is from RefSeq and is a predicted model, not a curated record. The transcript has 7 exons.